This is a messenger RNA of Bipolaris sorokiniana ND90Pr, 795 nucleotides long. RefSeq lists its product as uncharacterized. The transcript has 3 exons. NCBI's taxonomy places the organism in Eukaryota, Fungi, Ascomycota, Dothideomycetes, Pleosporales, Pleosporaceae. Bases 88 to 588 code for a protein of 166 amino acids. The record is from RefSeq and is a predicted model, not a curated record.
CAUCUACCCCAACUACUCACGGCUAACCUUCUUCCUUUAAGCCGAUAUCGAAGGGCUACGUGCAUAUUUGACCUACUAUUCGCAGUCAUGGUAAAAGACACCGGAACUGUCUACUUCAACAAGAACAGUGCGGAGUACGGCUUCAUGAGCAACAUGCAUAUCGCGCCAUUCACCGUUGAGGAAGUCGAGUAUAAGUCUACGGAGCACUACUUCCAGGCUGCGAAGGCGCGCCACUUCAAGGACCUUGAUCUUCUGCGCGAGAUUCUCGAUUGCGAUGACCCAGUCAAAGCCAAGUCCUUUGGAAGACGAGUGCAUCCUUUCGAUCUCAACGAGUGGGAUGAGCUCAAGGAAGUGGUUAUGAAGGAAGGCAAUAUGCAUAAAUAUGCCAAAAACCCUACUCUUCAGGAGAAGCUCCUUGCCACAGGCGACCUUCAUCUAGCUGAGUGCAAUCCUAGAGAUCGUUUUUGGGGAAUUGGUGUUGGCAAGGCCAAGGCAGAGGCUGCUGGCAAGUACCCUGGCAAAAACGUUAUGGGGUUUAUUUUGGAGGAUAUCCGGAAACACUUCCGGGAUGAAGCUAAGCAAAAAUAAUUUAGCAAGCAGAUCAUUCGGGUUUGGUUCUUUCAUGCCCCUGCUUAAGGACAGGUAUUUACUCGUGGGAGGAACUUAGUCUUCCCUGUACAAUGACUGGUGGGUCUGGUAGAAGUGAGGAGCAAGUGGUUCUGAAGUGGUAGCAGAUGAUGAAUAAUUGUAGCUUCUAAGUAUUUUAUCGCAAAGAAUCAUUCCAAUAGCCGACCG